GGGUAGCGCAAAUGAGGAACUAAACGACAACUAGCGUAAAAUAUGUAACAAUCAGUCACCGCGCUCCAACAAUGCCGGAACCCAGUCCAAUGAAACGACGCGAGGUUCAUGUGACAUAAUAUGAGGCAAAGGCAUACAAAAUCUAUCAAAUCACUUGUUAGACAAGAGAGCCUCGACUUAUUAAGCUUCAUGCCCGGACGUUUUAACGAGGCUGCCUAUGUUUGGCGACGUCUAAAUGUGUAUUAGAAUGUAGAUGUGGGGAAGGCGUAUGGCGCGCACGCAGCUUGGACUCGAGCGCCCCCUGCUUUUGGUCUCACUCGCUCUGCGCUUGCUGCGCUUGGAGGCUGCUGCAGGUAAUGUCAAACAUGUUUUACAGUCAGCAAGUGUGAGCGGCGAGGCCUGGCGAGGCGUGGCAAGGCGUGGGUGUAUUGCCGAGGUUGAUACCGCUGCGUUUCUGACCGCUAUCGCUGCAGGAUGUGCACAUCUUACCAACGAAACUCUGGCGUUGCUCGCCGUUUGCUCACUUUUGACAAUUGGCCCGCAUCUAGCGCACUUGCUUGCUCUGAGCAAAACUGCACCAGCUAGGGGUGUCAUGCAAGCGACAGGCGAUACUUGGAUGCAUUGUUUGGGAAAGUUGGUGGUGCCAUUAGCGCUGUGUGGGCAUGUUUUCGAGUCGCUCAGCGGUGCCCCAACCGAGGCACUGCCGCAUGGGCGUCUGUGCGUGAUGCUGCUCAUCGUUUCAGUUGCAGUGCAACAGGAGUCGUUCCUCGCGACGCUGCCGCAGCUGGGCCUGGCGCUGUGCCUCGACUUCCUGGGCUUCGCGGCCUGCUGGCUCACCGGCCGCUACAGCGCCCCGCAGCAGGUGCUGGUGCACCUGCUCUCCAGCGUGGUGGCGGCUGUAGCAGUCCUGUGCCUGCAGCCGCUAUUCAGCGGCCUGCUACAGCUGCAGACGUCGGGCACGGGCGCGGGAGCCGCUGGAGCAGGCGCACGCGGAGCAGCACGGGGCGCGGACACAGCGGUGGUGUCCGCCGGCCAAUCGGUGACAGUAGCAACUUCAGGGCUGCACGCGGCGGCGUCAUACCCGCAUGCCGCCGGCGCGGCGGCCGGCGACGGCGACGAGCAGCAAUCAGGCGCAGCCCUUGCGGCGGAGGCGGACUGUCGCGCGAAGCCAACGGCGGCAUACGAUGGGCGGACGGAGGGGGACCAGGAGCAGCACCACCGGGGAAGUGUGCCCGGCACGCCUGCCGCCUGGGCCCACACCGACAACGGGGUUGCGGGCGACCCCAAUUCCGGGUCGUCGUCAGGGACGACGGCGCCGACGAGCGCCCUGUCUUGGCUGCAUGACCCAGCGGUGUUGGACCGGCCGCUUCUAGGCCCGCCGCCUGGCAUUGUGCAGUGCCCGGAGCGGUCGCUGCUGCCCGUGUACCGGCGAAAGGUGUUCAUCGAGCGCACCGCCUCAGCGCUGGUCCUGCUACACGGCGCCCUCUGGGGCAUUGCGGGCACCGGCGGCAUGGCCGCGCUGCACCUGCGCCACCGCCACAACCAGCACACCCAACACCAUUCCACGUCACCGUCGGUGUCGGCAACGACUGGCGGGGUGGGGCCAGCCAGGGUCGCUAGCCUUGGGCAGGGUGCGGCGACUCCGCUGCUACACGCACAGGCUGCGGCCGCCGGCACGCUGGCGGCUGCGACCGCCGCCAGCCUGCUACUGCUCAAUGGGCUGAUGGCGCUAUUGCCAGGGCGGCUGUACGACGACCAUGCUACUGCCAUUAAUGCCGUAGUCACGGGGCUGCACGCAGCCGCACAGCUGGCGCAGCUGCUGGCGGCGCCGCCGGCGUCGCGGAGUCGCGCCAUGCUAGUCCGCAUGAUGACGCUUCUGGGGGCAAAUCUGUUGGGAAAUGAAGAACCCUGGGUUCCAUUCUGUGUGGAGCUGGCGGCGCUCCUGGGCGCGGCAGCGGUGCUGGACUCGGCGCUUCAGUGGGGCAACGGAGCGAAUGCAGGGCACGGAGUGGGAGCGGCCGCCAUUGGCCGCGGAGGCAUCGUUAGAGCAGGGCCGGCGACGGAAGCAGCCCUGGCAGCAGCAGCAUUGGCGGGUAGAGCGGCGGCAGUGGUUGUGCCAAGCACCCUAGUCGGCGCCACGGCUGCUCUGCCGCACUGGCUGCAGCCGGGAGCUGUGGCGGCGGUGGCCAGUGGCACCCUGAACGGCAGCGGUACCGCGGCGGCGCUGUCCGUCGGCGGCGCCCUGGUUGGCGUCACCGCCGCCGGCUUGGCUGCCGGCGGCGCCGCCGCAACAGCCGCCUCGACGGCGACUGCUGCUGGCAGCGCCGCCGGUUCAGCAGGUGCCAGCUUUAUGCCCUUUAUGUGCUACCUGGCGGUGGGCGCUGCCGUACUCGUGCUGUACGGCGCCCUUCGUACGGGCAAGUACGUCACCAUGUACCGCCUGUACCGGCGGCUGUACCUGCCGGCGCCGUACGCAGCCCACAUCACGCUGCCGGUGCCGCCAGCGGAGGCGGCGCUACUGCGGCUUGUUUGUCAGUCGGCGCCCGCUGCAGCCAUCCUGGGCGCCGACUUUUCUGGUUCUGUGGCAUCAGUUGCUGUCGCUGCACCCGCGGCAACGGCACCGGCUGGGAGCAGCGCGGGGAAUGCCAACGCGGCGGACAGCGGCAGCACGCGAGGCUAUUUGGAAGGCACCAUGUUUGGGAGCAGCCACCGCCGCAGCGUCAGCCUCAGCAACAUGCUGACUGUCGGCCGUCUGUCCACAUUGCCGGCCGCCAGCGGCAGCACCGGCCCCGCCAGCGGCAGCGGUCACCUCGCCUGGGCAGCGGCACUUACGGCGGCAGCUGCUGCCGCCGCGGCGGCACGACCUGCUGCAACCACAGGCACAGGCGCCCAGGGCCAUUCAUCCGUGGCUGGAGGAGGCGGAGCAGAGACCGCGUCAAUGCCAAAUUUGGGCUUAAAAAGGUCUAUGCACGGAUCAGGAGCGGCGUUUGACGCUGCAUGCUUGGCGGCCGCUUUGCUGACUUCACCAAUGCCGCCUGCCGACGGUGGGCCAGGCGGGCAGGGUGCAGAGGCGGGCAUUGCCAGCCCCUUUACCUCGUUGGCCGACUUGUCAAGCCUGCAUGCCGGCGAGCAGCAGCACCACCACCAGCAGUUGAUGUCGCCAUUGCGUAGCUCCAUGCAGCUGCCGCGCGCGCAGCCCCCACAGUACCGCGCAAGUGUCGGCGGCACGCCUGGUGCGCCCGCCGCCACCACAGCCGCCUUCGCGUCCGUCGCCGCCGGCGCGCUGCUCCUCCCGGGUCGGAACACGCGCUCAAGCGGAUCCGUGACGCAGCAUGACGCGCGCACGGGCCCGAUCACGGUGCCAAGGGGUUCCAGCUUGACUGAUCCAGCGGCGCCGGUGGCGCAGCCGCAAGCGACGGCAGCAGAGAUCCCGGCAUCGCCGCAGGGCGGCGGCGCCGGUAUGAGCCUGGGCGGCGGCGCGGUGGCGGGCUCGCCGCUGCUGGCGGGCGCGGGCGCGUUUGAUGGCGUGGAUGAGGCGGACUUCAUCAGCGGCAAGGUGUCGUUCACCGAGAUGGUCAACCAAAUGGCGCGGGUGCACCAGUUCACAGCGCAGGUCGGCAGCGCCGAAGCGAUGGCAGCUGCUGCCGCCACGGCGACAGCAGCGGCCGGCGGCGGCGGUGUCACCGGUGCCCCUGCAGCCAACAGCGCCGUUAUCCUGGCAAGGGAGUUGGACCGCCUCAUGUCCGUGCUCGGCAGCAACGGCACCAGCAGCGGCGCCAACACCGCCACACUGCCGGGAGCCGGCGGCACGCCCGGAGGGGGCGGUGGCGGCGGCGGUGGCGGCGGCAGCACUACCGUGCCACGGCUACCGCCGUCACGCAGCCCGUCUGACAUCAGCAACAUGUACCGCCACAGCAGUCCGGCAGCCUCAACCCAGCUGUCGUACAACACGCGCGCGACGGCGCCGGCGACGGGUGGGGUGUCCGGCGAGGCGGGGCAGUGGGCGGCGGGCUCGACGGCCGGCACAGCAGGUGGCGCUGCCGCUGAUGGCGCCGGUGUGGCCGGCUCAGUCGGAGAGGGCGGCGGCGGUUGUGGUGGAGAAGGCGGCGGCGGCGGCGGCGGCAGAUCCUUCCUUGCUUCCGUUGCUGCGUCCAUGCUUACUGAGGAGCAAGAUCACCGCGAGCAUGAUCAGCAACAACAGCAGCAAAGCCAGCAGCAACACCAGCAGCAGGGUAAGAGCGAGGAUGACGGCGCGGCGGCUGUAUCGCCGCCGCCGCGGGAUGGCGCACAGGGCCCCCCGGCGCCGGCCGGCCCCAGCAGCCCGCAGCACGUCGUCCGCCUCCGCACCGCGCCCGCCCGCGCCACAUCCGACCUGCCCGCCAUCUGGCAGCAGCAGCAGCGCGUGAUGCCGCUGCAGCAACAGCAGAUGGCGAUGGCUGCAGCUGCUGCCGUACAGCAACAGCAACAGCAGAGUCAUCAGCAGAACCGGAUGGGAUCGCCUGGCAUGCCGGUGGGUUCGCACCGCCUGCCUCGCCGCAGCCCUAGCGAUGUGUCGUACCUCCAUCGUGCCGCGACUGCCGGCGCCGGCGUCGGGCGGUACGGCUGGCUCCCCGGCGCCGGUACGAACGAUCUGAACCUGCAGCAGCAGUACACGCUACAGCAGCAGCAACAGCAGUACGCGGCCAUGCAGUACGAGGUGAUGAUGCAGCAGCAGCGGCAGCACAUGGCGGCGGCGGCGCUGGUGGCGGCCGGCGGCCGCGCGCCGGUGGUGCCGCCCAGCGGCGGCGGCAGCAGGCGGCGAGGGCCGCCGUCGCGGGGCGCCUCACGACAGUCCUCUACAAUGGAUAGCACCGCGCUGGCACUGCUAGGCCAGAACCUGAUAAUGCUUGGCGGCAGCAGCGGCGGCCGCAACGCCCUCCACCACACCUCCUCGCCCAGCGCCAACGUGAGCGGCGUCAAUAUCACCAUCCCGGAACACUCCUCCCACGUGAGCGAGGAGCCGUCAAAGUAUUCCCAAUCCAAGUCCCAGUCCUACGGAGGAAUGCCAGGGCUCGCGGCAGCGGCAGCCGCGGCCGCCGCCGCUGGCAGCAGCGGCGCCGCCGCACCCGCGGCGCCUGGUGGCGGCGCCGGCGGCGCCGCCGACGACGCGAACGUGGCGCUUGCCUUUGAAAGCAAGCUGUACAGCCUGACGCGCAGCGCGGUGGAGUGGCACGCAUCGGACCGGGCUGGCGGCGGUGCCGGCAACGUUGGCGCCGGCUUCAGCCCCAGCGUCGGCGGCGCGCUGGCGGCGCUGGAGGAGGAGGAGCCAAUAGGCGUGUCGACACUGGACGUGCCGUUGUUCGGCCGCGUGUCUCCGCCGACCAGUCUAGGCAGUGGCGACGGCGGCGAGUCGAGGCUAGUGGCGGCGCUGCGGAAGUCGUCGGCAACUGCGCGGCGAACGGUGCCGGCAGCGCCGCCAGGGCCGGGGCCAGGGCCUAUGUCCAGCAGCCGCGACUGGCAGCAGCCGCCGUUGGCGUCAGCUGUGUCGGCGGCUGGGGCGUCAGUGUUGAUGUUGGCGUCGCCGGAGGGAGCCCCCUCGUCUGCGGUCAGCUCACCGCCGACUAUGGAGCGAGGCCAGGCGGCACAGCAGCCGCGGCUGCUGAGCAACAAGGGUAGCGCUGGCGGCGGCGGCCUCCAAGACGGAGUCAAGGUCGGUCCGGGGCCAUUCUCGCCAUGGCAACCGGACGGCGGCGGCGGCGGCUCAAUCUACUCGCCGAGCCGCCGGUCGGGCAUGCCUCCCUUCCUCCUGUCCGCCGCUGCCGCCUUCUCAAAGGGCCUGCAGGCGUUCAGCCGGAGCCACCACCGCAACCAAGACGGCCUCGACGGCACCGCCGCCAUCCGUCGCUCCGGCACGGACCCGACGCUGUCGGCCCAGGGCGGCGCGCCCACUGCCUUCGCGCCCGGCCCCUCGCUGCGCUACAUGCAGACCGACUUCACCGACGCUGCCGCCGGCCGCGACGGGCUCCCCAGCCCUGACUGCUUGCAGCGCGGCUUGGCCGCCAUCGCCGCCGAUGCGCUGGCAUCGCCGCCGCUUGAGUUAGGCGAGCGUGGAGAACCGCAGGCGCUGGCGCAGGUGCAGGCGCUGCAGGGCGAGCAGCGGAUCAGCCGCGGCCGCGUGCACCUGCUGUGGAGCAGCGGCGACACGGUUGGGAGCCGGGUGGCGGCCUCCGGUGGCGCGCCGCACGGCACAGCGGCGGCGGCGGCGGUAGGGGGCGUGUCGCCUAGCCUGGACAGGCUGGCCGUCAGCCCCGCCACCACCGCCGUGACUGCCACCACUGUGGCGUUGCACCUGUCUCCGGGCGGCUCCUCGCGUGACGUCGGUCCGCCCACCGGCAACUACGCGGCGGCGUUGAGUGGCGGCAGCGGCGCCAUCCACAGCCCUGCAGCGGCUGUACUGAACGGUGGCGGCGCGGGCGGCGUAGGCGGCGCGGCCGGCGCCUGGGUUGCACGGAACAUGGUCACGGGCUCGCCACCGCCGCCGCAGGCCCUCAUUCCCUCGCACCUGCUUCCGGGCGACACCCAGCUCGCGCACUACCGCCUGCUGCUCGCGCAGCAACAGGCCCACGCCCUCGGCCCGCACCACCCGCAUCCGCACUUGGUCGGCUCAGCCGCCGCCCACCACCACAUCCUCCUCAGCUCCCUGCCCGCCUCCACUGACGCGUCCUCCGCCUACCCGCACACCGCCAGCGACAUCUGGAACACCGGCACCCCAGCCGCCGCCGCCGCCGCCGCCGGCACAGCAGGCGGCAACGGCCGCAGCCGCAGCGCCUCCGGCCUGCCUGCGAUCCGCGUCACCAGCGGCGUCAGCAACGCUGCCGCCGCCUCCGCCGCCACAGCCUCCGCGUUGGCGGCGGCAGCGGCGGAGGCGGACGCACGCCUCGCCCGCGAGCUGGCGGCCAUAUGGACCACCACCUCCAUCAGCGGCGCCACUGAGCACGCCACCUCCAUGUCACACCAGGGCCCCGGCAGCCUCCUGUCUUCCUCGCUAGCGGUAGGCCUGGCGCUGGGCGCUCCAAGCCUCGAUGACGGCGAUGGUGGUGGCGGCGGCGGUGGCGGUGCUGGUGGUCUUGGUGGUGUUGAUGGCGGCGGCGGCGGCGGCGGUGGUGUUGGUGGUGUUGGUGGUGUUGGUGGCGGCGGCGGUGGCGGCGGCAGCGGGCCGCCCUCGGCGUCGACGGCGCGGAUUCUGCCGGGUGGCCGCGAGGCUGCAGGGCAGGUGCUGUCCGCGGUGCAGGAGGUGCCGGAGAGUGACGGGGUGGGCUCAGCGGCGGCGCUGAACAGCGACAGCACCUUCAGGCUCCCGGCGGGGGACCCCGCCCGCUGGCGCGGAAGCUUCCAGUCCGUGCCUGAGGGAGUGCGGGUGGGCCGGCCGUCUGCGGACGCCGGUGCCGAAGGGGGCAGGACCGCGGAGUCGCAGCAGCAUGAGGAGGAGGAAGAGGAGGAGGAGGAUGCGGAGAAGCAGUGCGCGCCGCCUCCGUCGCCGGAGCAGCAGCCCCAGGACGAGCCGCAGCCUGCUGGCGCAUCGCCCACGCGUUCUGCGGCCUCCAGGGAGUCAUUGGUGGCUGGCUCACCGCGGUUCGGCAGCGCCGGCGCUGUCGCCGGCCUAAGCAUGCUGGGCAACGCCUACGGCGGCUCGUCGGCAGGCAAUCGGCUGAUGGCGGCGGCGGCGGCGGCGCGCGGCAGCAGCAACGCCGGCAACGGCUCCACAGCCAUGUCCUUCGACAACUGGGCCGCGGCCGACGACGGGCUGGUAAUGAUGCUGCUCGGCGGCAGCGCCGCCGCGAGCGACCUUUCGAUCGAGGCACGCAGCAUCCGCGGCCCCGGCUCGCGCACGCAGCCGUUCGCCGCGUGGGCGUCAGCGCCGGCGCCGACAGCGACGACUGCGAUCACGGCCAGGGCUGGGCCCACGCCGCAGGUCCUGCCAACGGCCUCCGCCUCCUCCGGCCUCAAUGGCCGCGGCGCCGCCGCGGCAGCCCCUGGCGAGGGGAUAAGCCGGUUCGCUUCAAGUACGAGCCGCAGCGGCAGCGCGGCCGUUACACGGACCGGCCAGCAGGAGCCGAGGCUGCCUUACUCCCGCCUAGGCGCAGCCGUAGGCCUGCCGGCGGCGGCGGAAGGCGCCGAAGCGGCGGCACCGGCGGCGCCCCUCUCGUCACCGUCGCCGCUGCGGGACCAGAGCCGCACCAUUGACAGCAUGCCGCUUAGUAGCGGCGUCAGUGUGGUGAGCGCCGGCAGCUUCAGCCGAAGUCCGCGUGGCUUGGCAUCAGCUGGCGUGGCGGCGCCCGCCGCCGCCACCGCCCUCGGCGGCGGCGCCUUCACCGUAGGAACCCCACACGGCGUCGCCACCGCCGCCGCCCGUUCGGUCAGCGAUAAGGGCCUGUUGCAGCAGCUCGCGGCCGCCAGCAGUGGCUCCUGCUCGGCUCCGCAGCCUUACAUGGGCGCGAUGCAGCAGGCACCUGGCGUGGCUCCGGCGUCUCACCAGGAUGACGUGGCAGUAGCGCCCUCAUGGCUCACCGCCGCCACGGCUGCGGCGGAGGCCACGGCCGCCGGCGUGCCGUCGUCGCCGCCGGAGCACACGGUCCUGAGGCCCCCGGGUCAGCAGCAGGCGCGGUCCCGCCACCCGGUGCUGCGGCAGCGGUCCGUGCCGCACCUCCCGGUGCACAGCUACAUCGGGCCGGCGCAUCAACAGCAGCUGCACCAGCAGCAGCAGCUACAGCAGCAGCCGCUGUACCCGAUGCCGCACAUGGCGAUGCAGCAGGUGGAUGGCCGCAUGGCUGCCUACCUACAGCCCAUGCAGCCCAUGGGGGGACAGCCGUUCCCCGGCAUGCAGCAGGGCGUGCCGCCGGGCCUCCUGCUGUUGCCGCAGGCGCCCCACCACCACCAGGCAGGACAAUCGGCGCUGCAGCUACAGCAGCAGCCCCAGCCGCCGCUGUACCUAGUGCAUUCCGGCAGCGGUCCCCGCUACCCGGGCCACCGUGUGCCCUCCCGCUCACCCUCGGUGCCCAGUUACAUUGGUGUCCCGGCCGCUCAGCAGUCGCUGCUGCUGCCGGGGGCCGGGGGCGUGGGCGGCGGUGCGGCGGUACCGAGCGGCGGUUUGGGCCCAAGCCGGUUGAUGAUUGGCUCGAGCGGCAUUCCGCACGUGCCUUUGCCGGCGCCAGGUGCCGGCAGAGGCAACAGCGGUGGCGGCGGAAGCAGCAGCGGCGUUCACGCCGUGGCAAUGCAUGGCGGGCCCGCCGGCGGCAGGCUCGGAGGCGCUGGUUCACCCGGCGGACUCCCCGCCGCUGUGGGGCAGCCCCAGCGGCACGAUGUGCGUCGCACGAGCUCGAUGGGCCGAAGCCGGCUCUCAGCUGCCUCAUUGCCUGGCAGCGCCAGCAGCGGCACCCGCUCCGCAAACGCCGCCGCCGUCGCCGCAGCCGCCCUGCAAGGUGAUGGUGCGUUUGCCCCGGCCAUCGCGGCCGCGCGCUCCACCGUCGGCACCGCCGCAGGCAACAAGGCAGGCUCCGGUCUGACAGCCGCCACCAUGACUGGCAGCAGCGCGCAGAAGCAACAGCAACACCAGCAGCAGCCUGACAUGGCGGCGCUUCUGCUGACAAAUGCAUCCAGUUUCGAUGGGGCGCUGCAGCAACAGCAACUGAUGCAUGUGGCCAAUAUCAGCACAGCCAGCAUUGGCAGCACAGAGGGGCGGCUGCAAUCUUGGGUAGCCCCGGCCACAUACCAGGCUGCCCCCGCGGCUGCUGCUGCUGUCAUUUCCGCCGCGCCCUCAUCGGGCGCAGCUACUGCCGCCACAGGCGCGGGCGCUGCUACUGCCGCGUAUUCGAUGGCUCCCAGCCCGCUACCGCUGGAUGGGGUUGCUACAGCCGGGGGCGCAGGCGCUGAGCUGGAGAGCUACAGCCACCUGCUGCCCAUGCGCGACAGCCAGGUCCGGCUUGCGGAGCUGCUGCCAAUCAGCGUCCUGGGUAGCAACGCCGGCCCGCCACCAGCAGCCGACGAGCCCACGCCGCCUGCGGCGGCGGCAGCUGCCGCGGCACCUGCUGAAGCCGGGCGGCGCCCGCCGCCCGCGCGCCACGCCUCAAUGGACCAGCUGAUCCUGCGGCAACAGCAGCAGCAGCUGGUGGCGGUGCGCCGGCUACAGCCAUCGCCCUCCUCCAACGCCCACCGCAAGCUCAACCGCCGCCGUAGCUUUGGGCAAUCGGCAGAGUACGUCCCAAGCCGCUUCAGCCAGGAUGGGAAGAUAUCGCGUGGCAGCGGCGCAGCCUCGGGAGCGCAGGACGCUCGGAGCCCGACCGAGCGGGAUCCAUCCGCCAGCGUACAUCUGGAGCUUUCCGCCAUGACGGCAGCGGGCGCAGUGAUGACUGUGGGCUCCGCGGGCAGCAGCUCACGCCGCCGCAACAGCAGCGUGCCAGGCUCCACUCGUGACCCCGGAGCGAGGCAGGCCAUGGGUCCUGCGCACGCCGACAGGGCUAGCGACACAGGCGCCGCCGUUGGGCCCGGCGGAGGCUGCAGCGGCAGCAGGCGCGGCGCGUCUACACCUGGGGCGCCGGCGGUGCAGGCUCAAGGCAUGCGCACGAGCGCAACAGGCGGCAACUACCGGAUCUCUGCGGAGGGCUCGGUCACCAACACCUUCGCCAGCACAGCCUCGCUGCAGAGCUUUGCGGACGUGGCUGGAGACGCGAACUACAGCCACUUCUUCUGAGCUUGCUCCCGGCUUUUUUUCACGCACGCACCCGGAUUCUCCUGCACCUCCAACUGCUUCUGAGAGACGGUCGUGCAGUGCACUGGAAAGCACGUGAGUGUCAGCCGCGUCCGCGGCAUGCUUGAGCUGGCACAAACACUCGGUGCGCCUAGAUUUGCAAGAGGUUGGUGCGGUUGGUGCGGUUUGUGCGGUUGGUGCACCCAGGUGCCAAUGGGCGGGUUUUGCGCCGUUCAGACGGGAGGGGCGGGCGGCAUGCAUGGGUAUAUCAGCAGAACGCCUCGACGGGCUGGAUGGCUCGUAUCUAGCAACCUCGCCGCAUUCUUUGAUAUAUCCUUGUCCUGCACAAGCUCUAGGCCAGGCCAAUUGUGCAAAAAAGAGCACUCUUUGACGGCACAGUGCGCUGCCGUAUGCGGCGCAUGGCCGGGCGCUCCAACUGCUCCUAAACGUUAGCGUGCUACGUAAAAGCUACAAUUGACUUCGCAAGAAGCAUGCACUGGCCGUCAUGGACUUUUCAACAAAACAGUGGAGGGGUACGCGGGCUUCGUGCAUGAAUGGUUCGUUGCAGAGUGGAACCCUAGCUUGCCAGGUUCAAUACAUUACUCCGGCAAUGAGAGUACAAUACGGUUGUGCGCGCACGCGGAUUUCCUGAUAUGCGCAAGUGAAUGAGGCGCCCCGGACUGCUGUCCACGGCACGCAAUGCGUAGCAAGCGAUGGAUGCAAGACCUUGCUGUGAGCCCGAGCCGUAUGGCCUCCUAAAGUACAAUUUAUCUUUUCAUGAUGGUUGGUGCAAAAUGGCUUGCAUCCCCGCGAGGCGGCCAAGCCAUUUAACCCCACUACAUGUGCCAACCGGUAAGGAGUUCAAUGUCCCGUCGUACUGCGCUGUUGGCUGUAUCCAAGCAUACUCCCAUGACUGAUUGUGAUCACCAUGAUGUCGUUUGAAUUGGCAAGCUUCGCUGAGAGGAGAUUCGGCCUGCCUUCAUUACCGCGGCCGUGAGAAUCAAUGCAUUUCAGGGGAGGUGCUCCCCUGGUGCAUGCAGUUGCUGGCAAGGUUGUGGGUUACUGCGAGCGGACGGCACUUGAACUGCACGGUUGUAUUGUUUUGCGCCGCGGCACAGAGCUUGGAUGUGUUCCACUUUUACGUUGCAUGAUAAAAUGGGUCGGGGGGUUGAGACGCACUGCAGAGAGCGCGGUGGGCCCGAGGGCUUUAGGUGGCAGACGCUAGGCUGGGCGUGUCAUCAGCAGGAGCUGUCGGCGAGCGAGGGAAGCGUUUUGGUGUGGGCUACGUACGAUUCAAUACGAUCACUGUAAAGCCGUCACCAU
Molecule: messenger RNA, 12046 nt
Organism: Chlamydomonas reinhardtii
Lineage: Eukaryota; Viridiplantae; Chlorophyta; Chlorophyceae; Chlamydomonadales; Chlamydomonadaceae
Exons: 10
Coding region: 725-10726 (3333 amino acids)
Source: RefSeq, a predicted model, not a curated record